Molecule: messenger RNA, 810 nt
Organism: Apis florea (little honeybee)
Lineage: Eukaryota; Metazoa; Arthropoda; Insecta; Hymenoptera; Apidae
Gene: Fadd
Product: fas-associated death domain protein
Biological process (GO): signal transduction
Molecular function (GO): protein binding
Source: RefSeq, a predicted model, not a curated record
UCCCUAAUUAGCAAUAUGGAAUUAGAAAUAAAAUAUAUAUGUUUACAAGAAGAAUUCUUAUCAACUGCUCAAUAUUACAUUAAUAAAAAUAUAUUAAGUAUACUUAAAAAAUAUUAUGCAAAAUAUAUAAAUUCAAAUCGUAAAUUGAGUCAGAUAAAUGAUUUAAAAACAUUAUUGAAAGUAUUAGAAAAGCGUGAUUGUCUUAAUUAUUAUAAUAUAGAACCACUUAUAUAUAUUUCAAAUAACUUUUUAAAUGAUUUUCAAAUACAAAAUAAAUUGAAAGAUUAUAAAAUUUAUAUUCAAAACAUACAAUAUUGUUUAUCCUUUAAUAUGUAUCAAGAAUCAAAAGGAAAUAAAGAUGACAACAAAUCCAAAUUAUCAAAUAUAAAUAAAAGUAAUACAUCACAAAUAAAAGUCUCUAAUGAAUUUGAAAAUCAGUCAACAUUAGAAUACAAAAAUGUCAAAAGCAAUCUUUUUACACAAGAAACGGAAUUACAACAAAUAUUAUUAUCACAUUUAAGUAAAAGAAUUGGUCGUUCUUGGAGAGAUACUGUGAGAUAUUUAAAUAUACCUGAAUAUCAAAUUGAUGUAAUUCAGAACAAACAUCCUUUUGAUUUGAAAGAACAAAGUUAUGAAGCUUUGAAAUUAUAUAUAACCCAAUAUAGUGACAAUAAUUGGAAGAUAAAUUUAAUACAUGCUUUAGAAAAAGCAAGACGCAAGGAUCUUAAGGAACUUUCUGAGAAAUUAAUAUUAGAAUCAAAUAGUUAAUAAUUUAAAAGAAAUUAAAAAUAAAAAAUAAUAAAAAAUAAA